CUUGCAGUAAACACACGCGCGCGCGCACACACACACACACACACGCACCGGGUCUGACCUGAGGAGCGAAUGGAGCUGUGUGCUUUUAUCCCGCGCUGUGACCGAGACAACCAGCUUCCUUUUUCAUCUCAACUUCACGGAGCUUUUACUUUAUAAAGUUCUAGUGCAUGGAUCCCAAACAUGGAUGUGAUGUAUGACGAGAACGCAACCCGAGACGACGCCACCUCCUUCUCUAACUGCUGCACUCUGCUGGACGUCCCGGUUGAAGGAGCUUUAUUAGAAGGUCUGGAGGAUAGCACGCAGCUUGUGGGGGUUCAGGUGGUUCUCAUCUUUGCCUACAGCGCCAUCAUCCUGUUUGGCGUGAGCGGAAACUCUUUGGUGAUUUACGUCGUGUACAAGUUCCGCAACCUCCACACGGUCACCAACUUCUUCAUUGCUAACCUGGCUGUAGCGGACCUGCUGGUGAACGCGCUGUGCCUGCCCUUCACACUGAUGGCCACACUCUCAGGCCAGUGGAAGUUUGGUCAGGUGAUGUGUUACCUGUUACCGUACUCUCAGGGCCUGACCGUUCAUGUGUCCACCAUUACGCUCAGUGUGAUCGCGCUGGACCGCUACCGCAGCAUUGUCCACCACACCGAGACCAAAAUGUCUAAAGAUGUGUGUGUGGUGGUCAUCAUCAUCACAUGGAUAGCCAGUGCUGUGCUUGCCAGCCCCUUGGCCAUCUUCCGUGAAUAUGUGACCUUUCACCUGACGCCUGAGCACAUCAUUCAGGGUUGUGUGGAGAAAUGGCCAGGCAGCAGUGCAGACGGAACCGUGUACAGCGUGGCCACGUUCCUGCUGCAGUACGGCCUGCCCCUGUCGGUCAUCUCCUACGCCUACGCCUGCAUCUGGAGCAAACUCAGGAAGCACAUGAGCCCCGGAGGAGGACACAGCGAGCGACAUCGACGCCGCCGGAAAACCACGAAGAUGCUGGCGGCCGUAGUGGCCGUGUUCGCCGUCAGCUGGCUACCAUUUCACGCCUUCCAGCUGGCUGUGGAUAUCGACAGCAGCGUCUUGGACAUGAAGGACUUUAAGCUGCUCUACACCGUGUUCCACGUCAUCGCCAUGUGCUCCACGUUCGCUAACCCCAUCCUGUACGGGUGGAUGAACCGGAACUACCGGGAGGCCUUCGCCGCGACGUUUCAGUGCGCUCUGCCCGAGGGCGUGUUAGGGAGAGCACACGGCAAAGACACGGUGAGAGACAACGCUCUCAGACACAAAUGUACCAUCAGCACACUGACUCAGGACAACACACACCUGUGACAGUGUGGCAUGGUCAGGACAAUAACACACCUCAACACAACACAACAAAGAAUAAAGUCACCACAGACAACGGUUAAAUCUUCACAGAUAAACACGUGUGUCAGUGUCCAGGUCUCUGUGUUUGUCCUGUUUAAGGUCAGUUUCAGAUCAGAACCAUGUGUGAUGUGUGUUUUAACGUAUACGUUGUGUACAUCAGAAGUUUAGUGUGUUUCUGUUGUUAAUAUAAAGAAGAGAAAAUCAUUGAUGAUGAUGCAGUAGACGAAAACACUGCAGAUCGGUACACGCUCCUCUCCUUUCAAUUUCUCAAGUAACAAACCUGAUAAAGUCUGGACAUGAUGGAGGGCAGUGUGUCACGCUGCAGUCCCUGCACUGAAUCUCACUGUCAAUAACGCCAGCCUCCAGCUCCCUUUCAUUUACAGCCUCGGACAGACGCACGGCUACUCUAGAAACACACACAACGCUAUAGAACAGACUGGAUUAUUUUAAAAACAGUUGUGAAAUAAUUAGGAGCGUUUUUGUGUCUCGGACGGUUGUCUCGGUUUCAGGAGCAGAGCCGACAUCAUGAAGAUAAUGACUGUGUCCAAGGCGUCGGCCGGCGGAGCUCCGGUCACCAGCUGCACACUGACCUCUGAUUUACUCAGCAUGUGUUUUACACCAGAGAACCUGCAGUCGCUUAAUCCCCAUUAUACACACACACACACACACACAUUAAUGCAUAUGGGCUAAUACAUUGUUGUGUGUGUGGUAGUUACUCAGCGUUGGUCAGUUGAUCAGACUACACAAAUAAACAUUAGACUUUUUGUGAUCAUUUCUUAUGACACUUUUAUCUCUGUGUUUUUCUUCAUUUCGUCUUUUCUUUAA
Molecule: messenger RNA, 2163 nt
Organism: Hemibagrus wyckioides
Lineage: Eukaryota; Metazoa; Chordata; Actinopteri; Siluriformes; Bagridae
Gene: npy2r
Product: neuropeptide Y receptor Y2
Exons: 2
Coding region: 181-1302 (373 amino acids)
Biological process (GO): G protein-coupled receptor signaling pathway
Cellular component (GO): membrane
Molecular function (GO): neuropeptide Y receptor activity
Source: RefSeq, a predicted model, not a curated record